AUUAAAGCUUUAGUUCUUAGGUAAGGAAUGUAGAAUGUGUGUGUGAGAUUGUAAGAUAGAGAGAAGGGGAUAAGUGAGAGAGAGAGAAAAAUGAAGUUCUUGUUCCAGUGUCCAUGCUGCUCUUGCUUCUGCUUCAUGAAACCAAAGCAGGGUAAACCAAAAGCUGUAGAUUCAAAACCAAAGGAAGAGAAGAAAAAAGAGGAGAAGAAGCCUGAGAAGAAAGAAGAAAAGAAAGAAGAGAAGAAAGAAGAGAAGAAAGAAACCAAAGCAGAGAAGGCCGAGUGAAAGCUCUACUCUCAAGAAAACGUAAUUGAUUAUCCAGUUUUAUUUUAAUUUCGAUGCUAUGUGAUGCUUGAGUAACUUGUAAUUUUUCUUGAUUAAUAAAUUGUCUUUUUUUUGCCAAUAUGGUUUAUCUCUAUUUUAUCAAUGAUGCUCGUUUGAUAUGUGUACUCUUAUGAAUUCGUGAAAGCUAUGAUUAUUGUUUCAACGUGA
Messenger RNA from Raphanus sativus (radish), 492 nucleotides. Its product is annotated as UPF0329 protein ECU05_1680/ECU11_0050. NCBI's taxonomy places the organism in Eukaryota, Viridiplantae, Streptophyta, Magnoliopsida, Brassicales, Brassicaceae. The coding region runs from base 91 to 285 and encodes 64 amino acids. The transcript has a single exon. The record is from RefSeq and is a predicted model, not a curated record.